UGGACAACAUGGGUGAUACGGCUCCAGAAGGAAUUCAAAACUUAAAUAUAAACGAAAAGGCAGGAUUUUAAACAAUAUCUUACAGUUUUAAUAUCAAAACUAUACGUUCUCUGAGUGAUGCUUAAGUUAUUCAACUUUCGUAGAGUUUACUUGGUCCGCUGCAAAGAAACCUAUGCCACAUGGUCCAAAACUAAAGCUAUGAAGGAAAAGAAAAAGAAAGAAGAGAAUUCUGGUGGCGUAUCAGAGCUGAACCCAUGGCCGGAAUACAUCCAGAAACGGCUGGAUCUAUGGGACAAAUAUAAAGCUAAAUAUGCUGAAGAGUUAGCAGCAAAACCAGAUUUGAGCAUAGUUGUCACCUUACCUGACGGCAAAACAGUUGAAGCUAAAGCUUGGAAGACUACCCCAUAUGAUGUUGCAAAGGGUAUUAGCCAAGGCUUAGCAGACUCCACCAUCAUCGCCCGAGUAAACAAUGUACUCUGGGACCUGGACAGACCGCUGGAAGGUGACUGCAAGCUGGAACUGCUGCGGUGGGACAACACCGACGCCCAGGCCGUCUUCUGGCACUCCUCUGCGCAUAUGCUGGGUGAAGCUAUGGAGAGGGUGUAUGGAGGAUGCUUAUGUUAUGGUCCACCUAUAGACGAAGGGUUCUAUUACGACAUGUACUAUCCAGAAAAGGGGAUCUCAUCAUCAGACUUCAAUGUUCUCGAAGGUCUUGUGAAGAAAAUAGCAAAGGAGAAACAGGCAUUUGAACGGCUGGAGUUGACCAAGGAGCAGUUGUUAGAAAUGUUUGACUACAAUCCGUUCAAAGUGAGAAUUCUCAAGGAGAAAGUAGAUACACCGACCACCACAGUGUAUAGAUGUGGGCCGCUGAUAGACCUAUGUAGAGGACCACAUGUGAGGCAUACGGGGAAGGUUAAAGCUUUCAAAGUUACUAAGAAUUCGGCCACAUACUGGGAGGGUAAGGCGGAAGCGGAGAGCCUGCAGCGAGUGUACGGUGUGAGUUUCCCCGAGCCCAAACAGAUGAAGGAGUGGGAGUACAUACAGGAGGAGGCAGCCAAACGGGACCAUAGGAAGAUUGGGCGGGAACAAGAGCUAUUCUUCUUCCACGAGCUGUCGCCGGGGUCGUGUUUCUUCCAGCCGCGCGGCGCACACAUAUACAACACACUCGUCAACUUCAUUAGAGAACAGUACAGGGAACGCGGAUUCCAAGAAGUAGUGACACCGAACAUGUACAACGCGAAGCUGUGGCAGACGUCCGGCCACUGGGCGCACUACGCCGACAACAUGUUCAGCUUCGACGUAGAAAAAGAGACCUUUGCGCUCAAACCCAUGAACUGCCCAGGACACUGUCUAAUGUUCGACAUGCGCACCCGCUCGUGGCGCGAGCUGCCGCUGCGGCUGGCGGACUUCGGCGUGCUGCACCGCAACGAGCUCAGCGGCGCCCUCACCGGCCUCACCCGCGUGCGCCGCUUCCAGCAGGACGACGCCCACAUCUUCUGCGCGCCGCAGCACAUACAGAGCGAGAUGAUGGGCUGCCUAGAUUUCCUGGACAAAGUGUACGGCACCUUCGGGUUCACGUUCCAGCUGAAACUGUCCACGAGGCCGGAGAAGUAUCUCGGUGAUCUUGAAGCUUGGAAUCACGCUGAAAAGGCUCUAGAAGACUCCCUCAACAAGUUCGGUCGUCCCUGGCAGCUCAACCCCGGCGACGGCGCGUUUUACGGCCCCAAGAUCGACAUCACGAUACAGGACGCGCUGCGUCGCUCGCACCAGUGCGCCACCAUACAGCUCGACUUCCAGCUGCCGCAGCGGUUCAAUUUGUCCUACGUGAGCGAGACAGGCGACAAGAAGCAACCGGUGAUCAUCCACCGCGCGGUGCUCGGCUCGGUUGAGCGAAUGAUCGCCAUAUUGACUGAGUCUUACGCCGGCAAAUGGCCGUUCUGGCUGAGCCCGCGGCAAGUACGCGUCGUGCCCGUCGGCCCCGCCUUCGACGAUUACGCCACGCAGGUGAACGAGAAGCUAUUCGCGGCGGGCUUCAUGUCGGAGGUGGACACGGACGCCGGCGACACGCUCAACAAGAAGGUGCGCAACGCCCAACUCGCGCAGUUCAACUACAUCCUCGUUGUGGGUGACCGCGAGAAGACCUCAGGCACAGUGAACGUGCGCACGCGAGACAACAAGGUGCACGGCGAGAUGACGAUAGACGGCCUCAUACAGCAUCUCCAGAAGCUGGUAGACGAGAAGACCCUGUCCGAAGACAGCGAGCUCAUGAAGUAGAAGAAGAGAAGAUGAAGUAGACGGGAGUAUACGAGACGUGCACACUAUGGGGCAUAUUACACUCAUCAAUAUUAUCAUGAUUCCAUGAUAAUAUUGAUGGUGUAAUAAGCCGAAUCGCAGUAUCGCAGUAGUACUUGUGACUCGCGUGAUACUAGAGUCAUGAUAAUAUUGAUGCGUGUAAUACUUGCCUAUGGGUUAUGGAUU
Aricia agestis (brown argus) is the source of this 2478-nucleotide messenger RNA. It is a transcript of the gene ThrRS, whose product is annotated as threonine--tRNA ligase 1, cytoplasmic. The transcript is spliced from 15 exons. Gene Ontology annotation, biological process: threonyl-tRNA aminoacylation. Gene Ontology annotation, molecular function: threonine-tRNA ligase activity; ATP binding. Bases 118 to 2274 code for a protein of 718 amino acids. Lineage: Eukaryota; Metazoa; Arthropoda; Insecta; Lepidoptera; Lycaenidae. Gene Ontology annotation, cellular component: cytoplasm. The record is from RefSeq and is a predicted model, not a curated record.